AACACUAAUCCAUGGGAGCCAAUAUUAAUUUGAAGUCUGGCAGAUGCGCCAAAUGGGCACCAUCAAUGUGUGAGAUGUAGCGGUAUAGUAGCGAAAUAAAAAAAUUCACUAAUAGUGUUCAAAAUUUAAUAUUUAUGUAUAACAAGUUGAGAAACUUUUAAGUUAGAAGCAGUAUAUAGAUUUUUUAUAUACAUAAUUAUAUAAUUAUCCAAUAAAGGGUGUUCAACUUACUGCAGCCCUUCAGCACAUGUGACUCCGUCAUAAGUUUGAGAUUUUGUUAUAUUUUUCUUUUGGGGAGAUUUGCUACUUUGUCUUAAUGAACUUCCGAAGAGUACUCCACAUAGAUAAGAGAUUAUUUUUAUUCUAAUGCAGUUGGCCUCAUGACCGCUUAGAACUUACUGCACAUUCAAAUGACAACAACAAUAAUAACAGAUUUGGUAUAGGGUAACAAUAAUAACAGAUUUGGUAUAGGGUGAUGUGUACACAGACCUUAUCACUACCUUGCGAAGAUAGAAAAACUGUUUUCGAUAGACCCUCGACUUACACUAUCUGCACAUUCAGAUGGUGUAAACAAUUCUCAUAAUGGCGCAUAGAACUCUUUCACCAUACCCUACAUGUUACAGUCGGACCGGAUUUGUUUCUUCUUUUAUGAGAUUGAUUGACCUUGGCUUUAAAAUUUUAUUACCUUUUCAGUACCGUUAUUUCUCUAAUAGAAGAAUACUUUGCAAAUGCAGCAGCAAGAGGAUUCUCUCCUUAGCCAAACUAAUACAGGAGCACAUCAAAAUUCUUACCAAAUUUGCAUCGAUAAUAAAUUUAUUUCUUUGAAUUUAAAAUCCAAGAAAAUAAUAAUAAUAAUAAUAACAGCUUCAAGUAGCAAAAGUUGCCAUAUUUAUUGGAAUCAAAUAAUAAACUUCCAUACGUAAAAAUCUCCUAGAAUGAUUGAGACCCCAUAUUCAUUUGGUUAAUUAUUAAAUUCUAAGAUUCUUACAAUCUUAGACCAAAUGAAUUUAAUUUUAAAAUGUCAUUAGAAAAUACUACUAUAUAAGAGAAUCUUUAUAUCAUUCAUUCAUUCAAAAGCUUUUUUUCUCACCAAUGGAGUUUUAUCAAACAUCAAAAUGUGAUUUUUUGGCAAAAGUACUGGUCGUUUUGACAUGGGGAAUGCUAAGUCUUAGAGCAGCGGAAUGUAGUACCGAUACAGGAUCUGUGGACUAUGAAGCAAUAAACUGUAGAAAGCACACUGCAUUUUUGACAGAUUUUGGAGGCAAAGGUGAUGGAUAUACGUCAAACACAGAGGCUUUUAGAAGAGCAAUUAGUGAAUUGAGCAAAUUUGCAACAGAUGGGGGAGCACAGCUCAUUGUUCCUCCUGGGAAAUGGCUAACAGGCCCUUUCAAUCUCACUAGUAGUUUCACUCUUUACAUACACCAGGAUGCUGUCAUUCUAGCUUCUCAGGAUGAGGCAGAGUGGGAUUUAAUUCCACCAUUGCCAUCUUAUGGAAGAGGAAGAGAUGCUGCAGGACCAAGGUUUAUUAGUCUCAUCUUUGGAACAAACUUGACUGAUGUAGUCAUUACAGGUGGAAAUGGAACCAUAGAUGGUCAGGGUCAACAGUGGUGGACAAAAUUUCGACAAGGUCAACUGAACUACACCCGACCUUACCUCAUUGAGAUCAUGUUCUCCGAUCAUGUCCAAAUUUCCAAUCUUACCUUGAUUAACUCUCCUUCGUGGAAUGUUCAUCCCGUUUACAGCAGUUUUGUGGUGAUGAAGGGAUUAACAAUCCUUGCACCAACUGAUUCACCAAACACAGAUGGGAUUGACCCAGAUUCUUGUUCAAACACCAAAAUUGAAGAUUGCUUCAUAGUCUCCGGGGAUGAUUGUAUAGCAGUGAAAAGUGGUUGGGAUGAAUAUGGAAUAGCAUUUGGAAUGCCUACACAGCACCUAAUCAUAAGAAGGCUUACCUGCAUAUCUCCUGAUAGUGCAGUCAUUGCUCUUGGAAGCGAAAUGUCCGGUGGCAUUCAAGAUGUUAGAGCUGAAAACAUUACAGCAAUCAGUUCUGAAUCAGGCGUGAGAAUCAAAACUGCUAUAGGAAGAGGGGCAUACGUUAAAGACGUGUUCGUGAAAGGAAUGACAUUGCAGACAAUGAAAUAUACCUUUUGGAUGACGGGCGAUUAUGGGUCUCAUCCUGAUGAUCAUUUUGAUCCAAAAGCACUUCCUGUCAUUCAGGGAAUUAAUUUUAGGGACGUUGUAUCUAAGAAUGUUACAAUAGCAGGGAAAUUAGUGGGGAUAAAAAAUGAUACCUUCAGCGGAAUUUGCAUUUCAAAUGUGAGCAUCGAGUUGUCAGAACAUGCUAAGAAACAACCAUGGAACUGCAGUGAUAUACAAGGGGUUUCUAGUCAAGUGAGUCCUCAGCCGUGUGCUCUGUUGCCUGAUCAGAAAAUUGAUUGUCCUUAUCCCAGCGAUACGUUGCCUGUUGAUGAGAUUCAGUUCCAGACUUGUGCUGCAGCUACUCACUGUUGAGUAAAAGAUAGAGAUAUAUCCAGCUAGUGCCUUGUUCUUUUAUGCUUCAAAGUUUUGGAACCAUUUUUAUUUUUAAUUAAACAACAUUUGCUCCAGUACAUGUUUUCCAGUCUUCUAGUUAAAAUCAAGUUAUAGAUGUUACCUCAUAUGCUUCACUCUACGACUUAGACGCUAUGUCCUUGAG
Molecule: messenger RNA, 2695 nt
Organism: Nicotiana tabacum (common tobacco)
Lineage: Eukaryota; Viridiplantae; Streptophyta; Magnoliopsida; Solanales; Solanaceae
Source: RefSeq, a predicted model, not a curated record